Glycine soja is the source of this 1633-nucleotide messenger RNA. RefSeq lists its product as uncharacterized. The record is from RefSeq and is a predicted model, not a curated record. The transcript has 2 exons. NCBI's taxonomy places the organism in Eukaryota, Viridiplantae, Streptophyta, Magnoliopsida, Fabales, Fabaceae. Bases 410 to 1336 code for a protein of 308 amino acids.
AAUACAAUUGACAAUGUUUUUAAUUAUAAUAUAUAGGGUCAAACCAUAACUAAUCACAAUUUAAUUACAUUGAGUGAUGGCAAGAGAAGCUUAACGUAACGCAUGCCAGAAAAACAGAAAGGACAUUUCACACAUGGAAAAUCCCAGGAAGAGAAACUGCCCCUUGUCUUUUGUUACCUUCAAAUUCAAUCCUUCGCUGUCUCUCUCUCUCUCUCACACACACACACACACAGACGGUGCUAGCUAAUUCUUUCUAUUCCUUCCAUCAUAUGCAAGCACAAGCGUAACCAGCGACCUUACUUUCUUUUCUUCUUUCAUUACAAAAUUGUCUUGAUCCUUUUCAUUUUUUCAUGUCGGUUUAUUUUUGAACCCCAAAGGUAGAACCUUUCUUUACUUUUUAAUAAUUAUAAUGAGAAGCAUAGCAUCUUGUUACAACGAACAUGCAAUUAGAGUGUCUGAUUCAUAUUGCUCAAGGCCUUCAACCCAGGCCUAUCUCGGUCCAAAACUUCACCCUUCCACCAGAGAUUCUGUAACCUGCAUGUACAAACUCACCCUCAUCGAAACGCAAAAACAACUCUUUAUUACGCUUACUUGGUCCAAGAAACUCUUGGGCCAAGGCUUCACCAUAACCAUCACCAAUUCCGAACACUCUCUUUCUCCCUCUAAAUCCAACGCAAGACAAUUGAGAAAAAUCAAAGGCAACGAAACACUCCAAUCCCAAAAUUUCAAAGUCCAAGUCCUGUGGGAUCUCUCCGAUGCAAAGUACGAGGAAGGACCAGAACCCGUUGGUGCGUUUUACGUAGUCGUUUUGGUGAACUCCGAACUGGGCCUACGCCUUGGCGACAAAAAUUCUUUAAUUGAAGAAUUGUUAUCAAACCUGGACGCAAAAGAAGCGAAUUUCUCGUUGGUUUCACGGAGCGAGACGUUUUCCGGCACCGCGGUUUACGCGACGAAGGCGAAAUUCUCGGAGACGGGAAUAUCUCACGAGAUAUUGAUAAAGUGCGGCGCGGAGGUGGUCGAGGGGGGAGAGGCGAAGAAGGGUCACGUGUUGUCCGUGUGCGUGGACAAGAAGACAAUUUUCCAGGUUAAGAGGCUGAGGUGGAACUUUCGUGGGAACCAAACUAUUUUUGUCGAUGGUUUGGUCGUGGAUAUGAUGUGGGACGUGCACGAUUGGCUUUUCAAUUCGAAUUCUGCUUCAUCUGCAGUGUUCAUGUUCAGGACAAGGAGUGGCCUCGAUAGUAGAUUAUGGUUGGAGGAGAAGAGUUUGCACGCGCACAAGGAACAGGACAAAAUUGGUUUCUCUUUGUUGAUUUGUGCCUGUAAGAACAAUGACUGAUUCAAUCUUUUUUUCACUUUUAAUUCAUCUGGAUUUUAUAGGAUUGAAAAAACUGACACCUGUUUAUAUUUUUCUUCUUCUUCUUAAUCUUAGUAUCUGUCGAUGAUAUUUGGUUAGUGGUCAUGUAAUCGUGACCCUUUGAACCAGAAUAGAUGAAAGUUUAUAGAUUAUAUUAAUUAUUUGUAUCGUUGAAGUAUUUUUAUUUUUCUUGCACGAAACAUUGUUCGGCUGAGAUAUGUAUUAAAAUUGUCAGAAACAUAUUCUCACCUUUUAUCCAAAUAUGACAGUAAAUAUCUA